This is a messenger RNA of Notodromas monacha, 2098 nucleotides long. NCBI's taxonomy places the organism in Eukaryota, Metazoa, Arthropoda, Ostracoda, Podocopida, Cyprididae. The record is from the annotation of a GenBank genome assembly.
AACCCAAAGGAAUUUGAUGAAGAGGUCUUCGAAUUGGACACUUUCAAUCAGCCCAGCACUGAAAGAAUCGCUUCGGAUGAAGAAGAAGCUGCUUUGAUUGCAGAAACCAGUGCUGAAGCUCUGCAAGAUGCCCUGGAACUGGAAAUUGUGGCCUCACCUGAUCACGAAGUCACUGCCUCAGAAGAACCUAAUCUCGAAGAAGAAAUCCUACUGGUGACUGCAGAAACGACAAGCAUUCAAAUAGAAGCUCUGUCGGAUGACGAAAAAUGGCCGACACGUCCGUUGGAAGCCGGUGUCAUCAUUUCUGCACCAGCUUUAGCAGCGUCGUCGUUGGCAACUAUGCCAACGUCACCACCGGGUGUCGGGACACCGAUCGCAUUCCUGGCCGACGAUGAUGAUCGAGGUUUGAAAAAAUUUACAAAGAAGUCAAAGCUGAGACACAAAACAAAAAGCAAUGCGACGAAUUCUGAAAAUCAUCGAAAGAAAUUGAAAGCACCUGUGCGGAAGACGAAGUCCAUGGAUGCCGUGAAUUCAAAACGCGCGGAUCGCAAAGCACUGGCAAAGGCGCGAGAAGCUCUGGCGAAACGCCUGCGCCAAGAGCUGGAAGCCGAAAAGGUCCCCGCCAAAAAGGAAGCCAUGACGUUUCGCAGCGCGCUCGAAUGGCUCCUCGACUUUUCGGCGUCGUGCGUCAUUUGCGCGAGUUUCACGGCACUCGUCUUCCUCAUCCCGAUCGUGGCGAACCCGGCCUUGGUGUCGUUGGACGCCAGGUUCAGCAGUUUGACAGACUGUCGCGUUUGCGGCGUCGUCAACCGAGUGGGCUUCUCCAAUUGUUCCUGGACGUCGUGUCGAGAGGGCUGCACGGCUGACAUCUACAAGUGUUUGCACGUCUGGGUCAUGUACAACCCUGAGCCCGAGGACUGCGACUUGCGACUGCCCGACGAGUCUGUGGAGCUCUUUGAGCUGGGCAAGAAUGACUGUGAUGAAAGCGUUUCUCUGCCACCACAAACUUCGAGUUGCGCUCGUCCUCGUCGGGCUCGACUUUACAUCAACGCAUUGUCUUGCGGUUACCCACCUGAGGUGAACUGCUCGGUUUACCAAGAGUUUGUGGAACAGAAUGCGACAUCUGUGCGACAGUGUCAGUACUCGCGACGAGACCCGUCCUUGGCAGUGUUGUCGUUCGAUUCGGCGGACGCCGUGCGCACUCUGCUGCUCAGCAUGUUCGUGCCCGUGGCGGCGACGGCACUCAGCUCUGUGUACCUGUGCUGGCGGUUCUGCGGCGUGGACGCCAGUGCUGCCGACGGCGGCGGCGGCGGCGGCGGCAUGAAGAAGAAGAAGGCGGCGAAGCAGCAAUUGGCUUCCACGCUGCGCGCCGGCGACGCGGGAUACGACGACCAAGACGAAGACGACUCCUCCAACUUUAGGGUCAAGUCAAAAUCCGACACAGAUAUUCCGGGUUCCAGGCAAGAAUUGGACGAUUUCUCCCGGGGGUUCCACAGGCGUCACCACAAUCCGUGGCACCACGACUCCUCCACAACCACAGUGAGCACCAUUUUGGGUGGCAGUCACAGCUCGUCGGCGCCUGGCAACAAUAAUAACCACGACGACUCCGGGGUUGGAUCUGCCACUCAGAGCGUCAAAGAUCAGGACCAAUCCGACCGACGUGGAGUGACAUCUACUCCGGUGGAGCGAUUCAAGUUGUGAUUUUUUGCCUCCCCUCUUUGUCCAGUUUUCUCUUUGUAUUUUGGAAAAUAAAAGGGGGAUUGUUUGUGAUGAUCCAUAUACUGUACCGUCGAAGACAAUGAGAAACAGAAGACGUUCACAGGAUUUUUUUUUUUCGAGGGGCAUUGUUUGAAGUUGGAAUCGGCGUGAUAGUGAAUGUUAUACUGUAUACUGUGUAUGUCUACUGUACUGUGGUUUUCGAACGACAUCUGGUGCUGGUUGUCGGAGUAUUUUGAUGGACGUUGCAUGAUGUGGCCCGGCGGGUAUUGAUUGGAUUGGCUCUUUUCCUUGGCUGAGUCAGUAAAAUGCACACGCAUUGUUGUUUUCUUGGUCUGCCUACGCAUGCAAGGAAUGAUACAAUAAAAGCAUUUAGGCAUUG